Messenger RNA from Rotaria sordida, 768 nucleotides. Lineage: Eukaryota; Metazoa; Rotifera; Eurotatoria; Philodinida; Philodinidae. The record is from the annotation of a GenBank genome assembly.
UUUUAAUAAUCUAUCCUAGAAACAUUAUAUUGAUCUGAACAAUUUUGGCACAAUUUAUUUCUCUCUACUGAACGAUCGCUAAUAAAUGAUUAAUAUUUCAUUCGAUUUGAACGUGUUUUGUCGAAAAUCUGUUUUAACUGCUAGAUAGAAACGUUCUAUAAGACGAAAUAAUGAUAAAAUAGUUUGAAUUAUCGAUUAAAAAUUUCUAACGAAAUAAAUUUAAUCGAUCCUUAUAAAAAUGUUUUGAAAAUAAAUUUAUUUGAAUAGGAUAUUUAUCGAUAUGGUUAAACAAAGAAAUUCGAAAAUAAAAAAUGAAAAUAUUUUUUUUUUUAAUAUUUAUUAAUAUAGAAGUGAUGAUGUACCUGGUUAAUACAAUCGAGUUCCUUAUAUUCCAGAUUCUUGUAAAGUAUUGUCUGAUCUUUGGAAAAUAAAUAAAGAUUUUGUAAGUUAAAUAAAAGUAUUGAUAAGGAUGUAUCAAAAUCAUUGAAAGAAUUUCUUUUGAUUGAUGUUGCACGUUGUUAUCGUUCUCCAUAUAGAACAAAUGGUACUUUAUCGAUUUUAAAUCAAACAGUUGAUGAUUUAAUUCAAAUACAUGAUUUUAUUGAUUCAAAAAGAAAAGAAUGGGUUAAACAAUUUAAAAAGAUUAUCGAACAAGCUACAGAUAAACAAUCAACUAUUCGUCAAACAAUGACUGAACUAAGAGAUAGUUAUGAAAAAGCUCAACGAAAAUUAGAAACAGCUGAUGCCAAUUUAAAAAAAAAUGUUUAA